Molecule: messenger RNA, 713 nt
Organism: Trifolium pratense (red clover)
Lineage: Eukaryota; Viridiplantae; Streptophyta; Magnoliopsida; Fabales; Fabaceae
Product: mavicyanin
Exons: 2
Coding region: 95-676 (193 amino acids)
Cellular component (GO): plasma membrane
Molecular function (GO): electron transfer activity
Source: RefSeq, a predicted model, not a curated record
AUUAUUAUUUAUAAAUGUUCCAAUCGCCAGAUUCAAGCCAAUAAAAAGUCCUCCUUGUUGGGUCCUAAAUCUAAGAAAAACAAUAGAAUCCAAAAUGGCCAGUCAUAACAAGAACUGGUUCUUGGUUUCUCUCUUGCUCAUUAUAUUGCUUCAAAUCCAAACCAAAGUGUUCUGUUUUCAAUACCAAGUUGGAGAUCUAAAUGCUUGGGGUAUACCUACCUCAACAAAUUCACAAGUCUAUACCAAAUGGUCCAAAUUUCACAACUUCACCCUUGGAGACUCACUUUUGUUUCUAUAUCCACCAAGUCAAGAUUCAUUGAUUCAAGUAACACAAGAAUCAUACAAGAGUUGCAAUAUUAAAGAUCCAAUAUUGUUUAUGAACAAUGGUAACUCUUUGUUUAACAUAACAUCAAAAGGUGAUUUUUAUUUCACAAGUGGAGUAAAUGGUCAUUGCCAAAAGCAUCAAAAGAUUCAUAUAUCUGUUGGAGGAAUUGGAAAUGUUGAUGAUGAUGCUAAUAGUCCAAGUUCAUUGCCUGCAAAUGGACCCUCUUAUCAAAAUGCAUUUGGAAGCAUUCCAGUAGCUCCUUCUACAUCAAAUUCACAUCAUUUAACUUCAACUUUUCAUGUUCUUAUUGUUGGAUCUAUCAUAUAUGCAAUGUUCUUUGCUUUAAUGUAAAAGAUGAGUCAUAAAUGUUUAUUCUUAAUUUUGUUUA